AUGGCUCGAACUAUCCUCUUGCACUUGCCGAGGACGCAAGUUCUCAGGCGCACACUGCCCUAUCUCGCGAACACCACAUGCUCUCCGUCGCGGUUUUUCCACCUAACAUCGGCCCAACAUACCGAUGGCGUGUUCAAAGAGCUCACCGAGAUGCGCGUCCGCAAGCCCUGGAUCGAGGCUCUACGGGAAAAGAGAGAAGCGGACAAGAAUCCUACGCCUGCUCAGGUUGAAACUGUCAAGCCAGAUGUGACUCCCAAAAAGAUGUCGGACAGCUAUACCAGCGUCGUUCUGCCUCUAGCUAAAGACCCGUGGAUGCUGGACACCUACGCCAACUCCCACGGACAGAUACGCACCGGCGCCUUGCUGAUGGACCUCGAUGCGUUAGCUGGAGUUGUGGCGUAUAGGCACACUGGCGAAGGCGUGGCCACGGUGACCGCCGCGGUAGACCGAAUCACGAUCAAAAACCCAAUCAGAGAAAUAUGCGAUUUGGAGCUGAGUGGUGAAGUUACUUUUGCGACUGGCAGAAGUAGCAUGGAGAUCACUCUACAGAUCGCAAAAGCCCCAGAAGAAGGUCACCAUGUUGGUACGGAAGAUGUUUUUAUGACUUGCGCUUUUACGAUGGUUGCCUUGGAUCCCAACACCAAAAAGCCAGUCAACAUCGCUCCGCUAGAGGUCACCACACACAAUGAGAAGGCUCUCUUCGCCAAAGGAGAGGAGAACUACAAGAGGAAGAAAACGAUGAAGUCUUCGCAUAUCCUUACCAAACCUCCGGAUGAGGAAGAAUCUGCUCUGAUCCAUAAAAUGUGGUCGGAAUCACUCGCCUACGCUGAUUCCAGCAAUCCUAAAAGCCAACCGAGCAACGUGACUGCAAUGUCCAAGACUCAAAUACACAGCACGCAGAUAAUGCAACCCCAGAUGCGCAACAGACACAACUUCAUGAUCUUCGGAGGCUUUCUUUUGAAGACCACAUUCGAACUUGCUUUCACUUGCGCAGCUUCAUUCUCGCACACACGACCACGGUUCAUUAACCUUGACCCCAGCACAUUCGAAGAGCCGGUCCCUGUGGGGUCAGUCCUCUAUGUCGCAGCAGGCGUGUCAUAUACGGAACCCGAUCCUAGCGGGGGCACGCGCAUCCAAGUCAUGGUUCGAACUCAUGUGCGCCCAGUCGAGCAUCAAAAUACUGAGAGGAAGUCCACCGGGACAUUUUUCUACACUUUCCUGUCACCAGACAACGUCAGCGUCCUACCUCAGACUUAUAGCGAAUUCAUGGGCUGGGUGGCUGGCAGAAGACGAGCUCAAAGUCUAGCUGCUACGCUGGCUGCAGAUCCACAUCCUCCACUUUCAGUGACCCAGGCCGAGCCACUGACAGAAUAA
Exophiala viscosa is the source of this 1374-nucleotide messenger RNA. Its product is annotated as acyl-CoA thioester hydrolase. Bases 1 to 1374 code for a protein of 457 amino acids. Gene Ontology annotation, cellular component: mitochondrion. Gene Ontology annotation, molecular function: fatty acyl-CoA hydrolase activity. NCBI's taxonomy places the organism in Eukaryota, Fungi, Ascomycota, Eurotiomycetes, Chaetothyriales, Herpotrichiellaceae. Gene Ontology annotation, biological process: acyl-CoA metabolic process. The record is from RefSeq and is a predicted model, not a curated record. The transcript has 3 exons.